UGAACUCGAGGAAUGACUGCGAACAGCAUGGCUGCAGUAAACAAUGUUAGUUUAGUAACGUUACAAUCUUUAAAUGGCAUGUUUGCCAUAUACAAGAAAGUGGGACCGACAUCUACAGAAGUGUUAAACACGCUGAAACAAAGGCUGCUGAAAGAGGCUGGUGUAGAUAAACCAAACUCUCGAAAAAGGAAGAAGCAGGUUAUCAAACUGGGCCAUGGUGGGACUCUGGACAGCGCUGCUUCUGGUGUACUGGUGGUUGGGAUUGGGGAAGGGACGAAGAUGCUCACCUCUAUGCUUGCUGGAUCAAAGAAAUAUACAGCUGUCGGAGAGCUGGGCAAAUCAACAGACACCUUUGAUGCUACAGGAAAUGUUGUUCGAGAGGAAAGCUAUGAUCACAUAACAAGAGAGGCUUUUGAAGAGAAGCUGAAGCAAUUCACUGGUGAAAUCAUGCAGGUGCCCCCUCUGUACUCAGCACUGAAGAAAGAUGGCAAGCGCCUUUCCACCUUGUUGAAGGAAGGCGUUGAAGUGGAAGCUAAGCCUGCACGCCCAGUUACAGUUUACAACCUCUCCUUACAAGACUUUAAUCCCCCGCUUUUCACUUUGGAUGUUGAAUGCGGUGGAGGGUUUUAUGUCAGAAGUCUAGUGGAUGAUCUGGGAACAGCGCUGUCCUCGUGUGCUCAUGUGCGGGAGCUGACCCGGACAAAGCAGGGUCAGUUUACUCUCCAUGAACAUGUGUUAAGGGAGGAGCGUUGGACCUUCCAGGACAUUUCUGAGGUAUUACAGCCCUGCUCAAAGCCUGCAGCUGUGCACAAAAAAAGCAAAAGGCAGGACGUGGCCUCGCAGCUCAGCUCUGAAUGUCCUGCUAAAGAUCUCCAUCACAGCAAACCUGAUAAUGUUGGUGAAGACCAUAAACACAGCAGUGAUUAAAGAACGCUCUGUUGGUGAAAGUCAGUGCUCAGAGCACUCCUUCUGAACAUUUAUGUUCAUUGAUGACUUGUAACUUCUUUGUUAUGUGCUUUAUUUAGUUCGUGACAAAUGGCAACAAACAAGUUGUCAUAUAAUCCCGCAGUGAGUAAUGGAGAGAAUCAGCUUCACCACAUCAGAAAGCCCUUCUGAGCACAAGACUUCCUUAUGGUGGAAUUGUUUUAUAACAAUGUUCUGCUGGCUGCCAUCCUCAUCCACUGCACGUUCCAAAGGCACUGAUACUUGUUUUUCUUGAACCUCAGGCAGUUUGUGGCGAGUCUAAACUGCUCUUAUUUUUAUGGCCAUGCGCCAUUUGGCAGCUUUUUGUGGUUGUUAUGGCGUAACGGAGGAGUUAACAUACUUGCAAUGUUUUUGUUCUGCUUUUUCCUUUCCCCCCACUCCUUGAAAAAUAUAGUCUGCUACAUAGGUGGCAACCUUUUAAGUUGAAUCUCAUUUGUAAUUAAAAAUUGUCCCAGAUGGUAAAUGUUUUAAAUCAUGAAAUAAAUGAAAAGGAAAAGUGCAAGAACUGCAUUGUGUUUUACUACAAAACAGAAAGGCAACAUAGCCCACAAAAAUGCCAUUUCAAAGCUGACAUCUGCAGUCGUAAGCAACUGAAUCAUAGUAAUGUGAGAAUUCUACUGUUAAUGAGCCACCAGCUGAAAUGUUGAGCUAAAGGGAAAUUCAGGCUUUGUGUUUGGUGCCAGUUGGAGAUUUGUAUUAAGGCCAGGUUGAU
Messenger RNA from Neoarius graeffei (lesser salmon catfish), 1696 nucleotides. It is a transcript of the gene trub1, whose product is annotated as TruB pseudouridine (psi) synthase family member 1. The transcript is spliced from 8 exons. Gene Ontology annotation, biological process: tRNA modification; mRNA pseudouridine synthesis. Bases 13 to 927 code for a protein of 304 amino acids. Gene Ontology annotation, cellular component: mitochondrion. The record is from RefSeq and is a predicted model, not a curated record. Gene Ontology annotation, molecular function: pseudouridine synthase activity; RNA binding. Lineage: Eukaryota; Metazoa; Chordata; Actinopteri; Siluriformes; Ariidae.